Molecule: messenger RNA, 5179 nt
Organism: Anopheles stephensi (Asian malaria mosquito)
Lineage: Eukaryota; Metazoa; Arthropoda; Insecta; Diptera; Culicidae
Gene: mirr
Product: homeobox protein araucan
Exons: 5
Coding region: 925-2655 (576 amino acids)
Biological process (GO): neuron differentiation; cell development; regulation of transcription by RNA polymerase II
Cellular component (GO): nucleus
Molecular function (GO): DNA-binding transcription factor activity, RNA polymerase II-specific; RNA polymerase II cis-regulatory region sequence-specific DNA binding
Source: RefSeq, a predicted model, not a curated record
AUUUCUCGUAUCUCGGAUCGAAGUCGUCGUGUGCGAAUGGUGCGCUGUCGCUGUCGGCUGAAGAAACUUGCGUCUUGCGUGAAUUUCUCGCACGGCGGAAUCGAAGUUUGAGCGGAGCGCAGAGAUUGCGAACGUCGUUCCGUGAUUGAUUGUAAACCUUCCCGGACCGAGUGCGCGUCGUGGAGCGCUUAUUAGCGCAAAGGUACAAAACACUUGUUCCGCGAGAUUGUACAAUGUGCCGUGUGUGUAAAUGCGCCGAGGAAGCGAGUGAAGUUUGACCAAGGUUUGACCCAGUGUCCGUAAGUUAUCGCAAAACAAUCCGAUCGCUUCAUCACUGUGCGGUUUGUGCCCGAUCGAAAUAGCGGCGGCCCGAUCGACCGACGAUUGAUGUUUAUCGGUGACAACCGGGAGAAAUGAUGCUUAAAUCUGUGCGGCAUCGAUCAAGAAAGCUCCAAACAUCUAAUCAGUAGUGCCCUUAGCAGGGGUUUGAUAAAAAUGUCCGAAAGCAAGUGUGAGUCGCCGAUCUUCCACUCGGCAGUGUAAAGCGCGCACUAGUGGUGAGAAACAAAAGUUGAUCGAGGUGAUCUCUUCUCUUAUCGGUGGAUUGUCCAAUAGCCGGUUGCGUGAAGAAACGAUACUGCUGCCGUUUGCGUAAAGACCAGCCGUGAAGAGGUGCGAAAUGUGCGUGGCAAUUCAACUGGUGAGAUGUGUGCAGUGUGUUUAAAGUGUGUGCUAAAAAUCUAAUUCCAAGCAGUUAAACCCGAUUGUGCUACAGUUGGCUUUUUGUGCUGAAGAAAAGGAAGCUAGAAGAGAAAAGAAGAAAAGAAAAACAAAACACCGACGAGAAAGGAAAGCCAACACCAGCAUUAAAUAGUAAUACUACAUUUACUACAUUGGGAACGCGAGUCAACAAAAGUGCGGUGAAUGAUUGAGACAGUGAUUGGAGAACGGCGUUCCAGCGGCUUUGCAGUAGCAGGAGAAGAGAAAACCAUGUCACAUUUUCCCUUCCGAGGCUCACCAUCCGCCCAGAGCACUACACCGACAGUUCCGUCUGCGCCAUCAUCACCACCGACAGCGCCAGUCGCGAUGGCCGUCACAACAGUACCCCCCAGUGCCCGGAGUGCGUCACCCUGCUCGGCCACCUCCGGUCCACCGACGUCCGGGCCGGGCGGUGCGACGGGCGGAGGUGGCGGUGGCUCCGGUGGACGCUGCUGCGAUACGGGGCGACCCAUCUUCACCGAUCCCAUCUCCGGACAGACGGUGUGCUCGUGUCAGUAUGAUCUCAUCAGCUACCAGCGGUUAGCGAGCGCCGGCAUCGCCGGUCCCGGCGGUGUUCCGCUCUCGAUGUACAGUGCACCGUACUCGCCGGAAACGAUGGCCGCCUACUUUCCCGCCAUCGGUGCCGAUCAGGCUCCGUUCUAUGCAAAUCCAGCGGCUGCAGGGAUCGAUCUGAAGGAAAACCUCGCUGCUGGUGGCGCACCGUGGCCUUAUCCCUCCGUGUACCAUCCGUACGAUGCGGCAUUCGGCUAUCCGUUCAACUCGUACGGCAUGGACCUGAAUGGAGCACGACGAAAAAACGCCACACGGGAAACGACGAGCACGCUGAAGGCCUGGCUAAACGAGCACAAAAAGAACCCGUACCCGACCAAAGGCGAGAAGAUUAUGUUGGCGAUCAUCACGAAGAUGACGCUGACGCAGGUGUCCACGUGGUUCGCGAACGCCCGGAGGCGAUUGAAAAAGGAGAACAAGAUGACCUGGGAACCGCGUAACCGCGUGGAGGACGAUGAUGUCAAUCUCGACGAUGAUGACGACGAUAACAAGAGCUUAAAGGACGAUAAGGAAAUACUAGAUUCCAAAGAUUCUGGCACCGGUUCGAGUGAGGAUGGCGAUCGACCCUCACGAUUAGACAUGCUGGACCGCCCGGGCGGUAGUGAGUGGAACGGAUCGCGCAACGACAGCGGUCCCAACUCUCCGGACAUCUACGACCGAGGCGUCCCCGCCCAUCACCACCAUCCCCUGCUGCAUCCCUCCAACUUCCCACCCCACCUGCGGCCAGCCAUCUCGACCCCACCCGACGUGAACCACACCCCGAGCGGCAGCACGAACCCCAGCACAAAGCCACGCAUCUGGUCACUGGCCGACAUGGCCAGCAAGGAAAGCAAGGACUCCGACUCCUCCUCCCCAACGGCCGGCGGCUAUCCUUCGCCGGGCAAAAUGCCCGUCACCCCGCUCGCCGGCCGAGGGCUCAAUCCGCUGCACCACCACCCGUACAUGCGACCCGAGUUCUAUCGGAAUCUGUACGGACACCAUCUGGCACCAGGGUCGCCCGAAGUUUCCCUGCUCGAAUCGUACCAGCGCACGUUCGGUGCCACGAUCGGUGCUCACAACGGGCUGCCCGUCAACAUUAGCCCGCUAAUAUCGAAAGCCUCCGGCAGUGGGCCACCGUUCGCACCGCUCAGCCUCACCACCGCCAACCACCACCUCCACCAGCAGCAACACCCGCACACAGCACCACCGCCCGGGGCCUCACCCGCCUCCAGCACCUCCAGCAAUGGGCCGGAAAAUCUGACCCCCGCGUCCGUCUCGCUUCCGUCCGGCACGGGGCCCAGCGAGGUGAAGCUGAUCAACGUGUUGGCCAACAGCGCCAAACCUUGACCGAUGGCGAUCAAGUAAGUGUUUCCGAGUGCAGACUACAUCCCCUCCCCCCUUUUUCUUACCAAACCCAACCAAGGAACCAACCAAGCAGUCAAAACGGUAGAACCCUUCUGGAAGGCUACUUCCCAUUUUGUGAUUGAUGCCUUUGGAAACGAUAAGCGGUUCGCUUAGUGGGUUACUUAACGAGUAAAGUGAACAAAAGAAACAAAAAACAAACCCCGAAACAAAACACACAAUGUAAUGAAAUUGGACAAUAAAUGAGUGCGAUUGAGCUUUCGAUCCAUUCUCGUAAACGGAAGCAAACCAUAGUCAGAAAAGUAAACGAAAAACGCUCGGCAUGAUAAAUGAACUGUGAACUGUGCGAGGUAGGCAACAGAAAACCCCCCGAAAGAAGGGAGGCAAAGAAGAAAAGAAAAAUUGUCGAGGACUCUACUUUUUUCCUGGUGAAUGUAGCAACAGUAAAAAAAGAAUCUUUCUAACACGCCUCAUUGGAGCCCUUUUUUCCGACCUUUCAAAAGAGCAGAUUAGUUCGUACCGUUCGAGUGCAGAUGAAACUGAUCAAUCAAGUCAGCCGCUUUCCAACUGGAACCUCCCCUAUUUUCAUGCUCAAUUUAAUUAGAUUUUUCUUUGGACGUUUGUCCGAUUUACUAGAACAAAAAAAGUCUCCCCAACAAAAUCUCAAAAAGUUCCUCGGUUCAUGCUGUCUCUGCCAAUCGACUACUUCUGUUGACUGUCGGACGCUUCCGGGCUUUGCGUUUGAAGAGUGUGUGUAGUGAAGAACAGGAAGAAGAUUUUACCACCAAACAAUCAUAAACCAAGGAUCCAAAUGAUACAAAUAGCGGCGAACGUAACUAACGACAAAACGCAUCCGUGCUGCACUUGUUGUACAUAGCGGUUUAGAUUUAUACGGUAACUAGUAAAAUGCAGCGAGCGAGCGAUCGAGCGAGCUAGGAAGACAUACAAAGCUCAUCGAAUGCACACACACACAUGCAGAAAAAAAAACACACACAUCCUCACACAACUCACUCAAUAAGAAAGGGGAUCGAGCGCAGAUCGAGCAACUAGUGUAUGUGAUAUUAAAUUGUAUUAAAAUAUUAUUUGAUAAGAGGGCGAUAUUGGAACAGUUUUGUUGAGUGAGGAGUUUUUUUUUUUUUUGUAAGACAUCCUUAGUAGAAGCGAGUUGGAGAGGUGUAAUAUUCCGGUGUUUCCACCAUGGCAGGAUGCUAAGGACAAGAGCCUUGGGUAAUUCAUUCGAUGGCAUUGGCUUUAUUAGUUGUCCGAGAGCUUUCUUCGUAGCCGCCGAUAAGUGUUAGCUCCCUAUCCUUUACCUGGCCAUCUGAUCGCCCGGGCAUCUCGAUCCACUCGGCCCAAUACCUAAGCUAGAGCUGUUGUUUGUACAGUUUGUUUGUUCGUUCGGUUGUUUAGUCCUUCGGUUCAUUACCAAAAACAUAACCACGGGCAGCAGCAGAGAAAGGGCAACAUCGGGACACUAGAAAAGAUUGACUGAAACAUAUCAUUGUUCAUUAUUAUCGUGAUGCGUUUUCUUUUCGUGCUUCCCUUUCCACACACACACAAAUUCAUCAUCAUGUCCUCGGCCGUGGUUCAGUAUUUUUUUCCGCUCUCGAGUUAUCGCAGUUAGGGAAAUUCGUAUGCUAGAAAGCAAAAACAAAAAAACAAACCCCUCUGUUGCAUGCAUUGUAAGUGUAAAAAAUGUAUAAAAACAAAGAUAUCAUAGAUGAGUGUCUGUCCCAGAAAGAAAGAAAAAUAGUUCCCCCACCCCCCCCUUAAUCUCCCCCCAGAACAUCCUUCUCCCGUUAGUUAAAUAUUUAAAUUUUUGCUAUUUAUUUUUGCUACAUUUCUUCCUGACAACAGCGUCGCGUUGCAGGUCGAGGUUUGUAGAGAAGAUGUUUUGUAGUUCGAUGUGGGGAGCGUGUACCGACAUAUUGAAGAUUUGUAGCUAAGGUGCACUGUAGCUGCAUGGAAAACUUGUCGCUAAGUCACUGUUUAGUAACAAAGAAAAACCCCCCGGAAGAUGAUUACGAUUUUCGUUUUUGGAGUUACGGUACUCCAACAAGGUGGUUCGAAAGUCGUACCGACGUCGAGUGAAGAAGGUGAAAUUGUGGGGACGAAACGAAAGUUUAUAAAUACUAUAAAUAUAUCAUUGUAAUAAUGGCAAUAGUCGUAAUUGUACUGUAAAUUAUUAUCGUAAUGAGGUGAGGAAGGGGUUGAGAACAAAAGAAAAACAACACAAAAUGGCAAAAAAUGGAAGGUAAUAAGUAGUAGUGCUAAUAAUAAUGCAAAGAAGAAGAAAAAAAAGCAAACCCAGACCCUGCCCCCCGUCACGAAUUGGAGGAUAUAAAAAAAAGGAAGAAAGAAGAAAUACCAACCAAGAAAGACGAUAGAAGAGGAAAAGGAAGAGGUCUGGUGUGAGAGGAAAAAAAACGGUAAAACUGAAACCAACGUAAUGUUACUAGUUGCAAUAAACAAAAACCGAAAAUAAAACUGAAUGAUAUGAAAACUAAAA